Messenger RNA from Xiphophorus maculatus (southern platyfish), 2632 nucleotides. RefSeq names its product transmembrane protein 119 (gene tmem119a). The coding region runs from base 143 to 892 and encodes 249 amino acids. Gene Ontology annotation, cellular component: plasma membrane. The record is from RefSeq and is a predicted model, not a curated record. Gene Ontology annotation, biological process: positive regulation of osteoblast proliferation; positive regulation of bone mineralization; positive regulation of osteoblast differentiation. The transcript has 2 exons. Lineage: Eukaryota; Metazoa; Chordata; Actinopteri; Cyprinodontiformes; Poeciliidae.
AGGGAGUGGUAAAAUAUCCUUACUCUCUCCUUCUUGUUGCUUUGCCUCUUCUCUUUUUUGUCAGUCCGAACCUUUCUGCUCUGCAUCUGCCUUCCAGUCAGACGAACAAAGGAAAUUCCUUCUGUAAGACCCACCGUUGACGAUGAAGUCCCAUCUGGUUUUUCCCGUCUCCAGUGCGACUCUGCUCUGGCUGUGCUGCAGUCUGUGCCACUGCAGUCCUCUGUUCUACAACAUAUCUGUGGACGGCAGCGGCGACGAACCCGAGCUGGAGCUCAUUUUCCCCACCUCCUUCUCCACACGAGCGCCCGCCGAAGUCUCUGCUGCCACUUCGCCUCCCAGCCUCACCAACACCAUCACUACCACCAUGAUCCGCCUGAAAGAUUUUGUCCUGAGCCGAGUGGUGGACUUCCUGCAGGAGAACCUGCUCAUCAUCAUCGUUGUUACCUCUCUUCUUAUUGUUUUGGUCUUCAUCAUUUGCUGUGCGUUCGCCAUGAGCCAUAAGCGCAAGCUGGAGGCUUACAAGCCCCUCCCUAGCAAAACCAAAAAGUAUACUGCCAGUAAAACCGGAGCUCGCAAGAACUCUAGUGAGAUCCAGGAGAAACCAUACGCCGUGGACCACGUCAAGAGGGUCCACGUUCAGGGUCCGGCUUCCCCUAAGCAUCUGCGCAUGCCCUCCAAGGCGCUGGUGGGAGAGAAGGGGAGAGAAGUCAGGUCGUCGCCUCGACCGGAGGUCAGGAAGGUCAGAGACACAGAGGAAGUGGAAAAAAGGCGGGAGGAAGUGAAGUUCAAAGAACCAGUGAAGCAAAAGGAGGAAGUCCAGAAGAGCGCCAGCCCCAGCACCAGCUCCAGUCAUCCGGUCUGCACCUGCCACCUGAAGAAAUCCAACCACUAACACACAGCCGAGGCAAAACGGGUCAAAGUGUCACUCAGAAGGGAAUACAUUCAGGUGGAAUCACACCUGCUAUGAAAAUCUUUACGUGCUUAAAGUCGGAAUAAAGUCCAACAAAAGACAGAAAGCUGAGUGUCUUACUGAGCGAGUCUGUAAUUCAUCCACAGCAACUCAGCAGGUUUCAUUAUCAAGAUUAAAGAAAAAACAGAACCUCUAUACAUUUAUGAGGGAAAGGAAAAGCUGUGCAAUUUAUAAACAAUGCAAAUAGUAGGGAAAUCCUAAUGACAAGGAAGUGAAAAUGGGUGGAUAAUUAUGUACAUAAUGUGUAUGAAUUCAUGCACACAGCACCAUCCACAAUUACUGAUACCUCUAGUUAAGAUGUGUGGAAGAUCUGUAAACUUGUCAAGCCUUGUUUUCCACUGAUCCAGUGACUGUAAUAUUUUUUGUUACAGCUCCGUCUGCAGAUAUUGAUACAUCUAGGAGCGUAACUAUUUUAUUUUAGCCAUUUCCUAACUAAUGAAGAUCAAUACACAUCUGCCUUGCUUGAAUGAAAUUCUGUCUUGUCUUUCCCGUUUUGAAGAAUGGCAGAGAAAAAAAUGCUCCUAUAAACAAGGUCAUAUUCAUACCUCAGGGAAGUGCUACAAAUUACUAAAUAAAACUUUAUAAAAAUCUGAUCAGCUUAAAAAAGUAAAGUAUAAAUACCUUUAAUGCUUCAAGUUUUACAGAUGCAAAUAACUAUAACAUCUUUAGUUGUAUUUAAAAAGAUAUUUUAUUCCUUAUUCAUGAUCUCCCACCAUGGAAUAAAUUCUACCAAAUUAAAGGUUGAAUUUUUCUAAAAUUUUCAGGUGAAAUGAUGCAUUUUGUAGAUGAAUUCACGUAAGAAUUUCUACACAUCUUCACCAGGGGGGUCAAUAAACAUGGAGUGCAGUGUAAUUACAGUACAUAUUUUAUAUCAGGCUGAUGCCUCUCAGCACUUUGCAUCAUGAAACCACAUCGCCAUUUAUUACUUAUAGGUUAUAAGGCAGACAUGAGUAACAAUGUCUGAUAUUUCUAAAUGUUAUUUGACGGGACUGUGAUUUCAAAAGACCAUUGUGGCCAACAGAGGUUUUUCACGCGGGGAAAGUUUCACUCCAACCAGAAAAUUUCUGCUUUGUGUUUCUUGAGAGCUUCAAAGCUGAAUCAGCCAUUCAAAGCAACGUCUUUGGUGAUGUAAAUAAACACAUAAAUGCCAGUAAACCUGACUUGAUGAGUAACAAUUAUUCUUUUCUUUAUUAAUAUUAACUUUCAUAUUUACCUCUACUUUAGUGUUAUCACAUCUGGUGUCUUGUAUUUUAUUUCAGAACCCAAUGAGAAAACCAACAUGAAGAAUUUUCAUUAAUUUUAUUUCAACAAUAUUUUAACUAAAAGAAAAAAUAUUUUUAUUUUAUCCUUCAUAUAGUUAGAAAUUAGGGUUCGUUAUUUUAUUUUUAUAUAUUAACGUCUGUUUUUCUGUCUUACUGUCUUACUGUAAAGAGUAAAAAAUGAGUCAGAAAGUUAAGUGAUUAAAUGGAUUAUAUUUACACCGAGCAUCUAAACUUAGAUAAGUUUGUAUGUUUUGUAGGUUGUCGUUUUGUCAUGUUAAAACUCGCUGUUUUAUCCGAACCUCACACUGUCGUCCUCACACGUCGCUUUCUCUGUGACACUUGUUCAUUCUACAAAAUGACAGGUUUGUUUUGCUAAUGUUUAAUAAAACUAAAGAAAGAA